Molecule: messenger RNA, 1166 nt
Organism: Fragaria vesca subsp. vesca
Lineage: Eukaryota; Viridiplantae; Streptophyta; Magnoliopsida; Rosales; Rosaceae
Product: elicitor-responsive protein 1-like
Exons: 5
Coding region: 112-582 (156 amino acids)
Source: RefSeq, a predicted model, not a curated record
GUUAUAAACCAAGCUACCCUUAAGGUCAAUUACACCUUAAUAGAAUCAUUAGAAUCUUUCUGAAAUUGAAAUUCAGAGAGAGACAAAGAAAGAGCCUGAGAGAAAGAGAAGAUGGCAGUUGGGUUGAUGGAGGUGCUCCUUGUGAAUGCAAGAGGACUUGGAGAUACAGAUAUCAUUGGUCGGAUGGAUCCUUAUGUUGUGGUGAAAUACAAAAGCCAAGAGCACAGGACCAGUGUGGCCAGAGGACAAGGUGGCAAUCCGGUGUGGAACGAGAGAUUAAUAUUCAGGGUUGAGUAUCCUGGGUCUGGUGAGCAGUAUAAGCUGACCUUUAAGAUCAUGGACAAAGACACCUUCACUCCUGAUGAUACUAUAGGUGAAGCAACGAUCUAUGUUAAGGAGUUAUUGGAACUGGGUGUGGAGAAAGGAUCUGCUGAAAUACAUCCUAAAAAAUAUAGUGUGGUUGCUGCAGAUAAAAGUUUUCGUGGAGAUAUCCAAGUUGGUGUAACUUUCACCAAGAAGGCGGAACAGGAAUAUGGGGGACAAGAAUUUGGAGGAUGGAAGCAUAGUGAAUCAUAUUCAUAGGGAAAGAACACUACUGUGGAUGUGCUUGAAUCUGGCUAUCAAGAGAAAUGGGCUGCUGUUGCCAGGCCUAACCAGCUUUGUUGUAGUGUGCUUUUGUGGACCUGCUGGCCAUUGAACCUCCUAGUUAAUCGUUUUCAUUUUAAUACAUUUGGAAUUCGUAAUUGAGUUGUAGUCUACAAUAUACGUUGUGCUUCAGUCUUCACAGAGGCAUUUAGUAGUAGAAUUAACAUUCAAGAACAUACAUGUCAUCUAGUAAACAUUAUCAUAAAGUUUAGGAUGUAGGCUUGGGGUGAGAAGGACCUCCAGUGGGGUUGCCUUCAUGUUUGCUAUUCCUGAACGCUCACCCAUGUCAACUGGUUCAUCAGAUGGAGUUGUAAUUUCAAACCCGUGUAGCAAAUGAGCUAGUGUAAGUUGAGUAACCUGAAGUGCAAGAGAGAUUCCUGGACACAUUCGUCUACCGCUUCCGAAUGGUGUCAAUUCAAAACUCUGGCCCCUAACAUCAACAUUCUUGUGAGUUGUAAGAAACCUUUCUGGUUGGAAUCGACAAGGGUCGUCCCAGACAUCUGGAUCGCGUUGCAUCUUUG